Messenger RNA from Closterium sp. Yama58-4, 822 nucleotides. The record is from the annotation of a GenBank genome assembly. NCBI's taxonomy places the organism in Eukaryota, Viridiplantae, Streptophyta, Zygnematophyceae, Desmidiales, Closteriaceae.
AUGGUGGGUGGGUCAGCGAAUGCGGUAGGCAGCAGAAGCUCGGGUGACAACAGCAGCAGUGGUGAGGGGGGAUGCGGCAUGUGGAGGGAGACGCUGCACCCUGUGUGCUUCACUGCCAUCCACCUGCUGCCGCAGAUCUGCGGGCAGCCCAAGCUAAGCGACCCAGUGAGCAGCUCCGCAGUGCAGGUCGCGAGCAUCGCCAUGCCCCGCCUCCUCGCCUUCGCCCGCCGCCGCCUGCAGCGCUUCACAGAGGACUGCCUAGUGCGCGGGGCGGGCAGCAUGGCAGCGGCGCGAAGGAGGGAGGUGAGUGUCAUCCUGGCAGGCCUUACAGCCAUCUCACUGCACCCCGCUGUCGCUGCCCCCCUCAACCACCUCCUCCCCGCCAUGCUCCGCUGCACCCCUCCUCCCCGCCGUCACGGCUUCACCGCGCUCUCCCUCCCAGAGCCACCAGCGCCCUCCCUCGCUCACAGCAUUGCGGCCCACACUGCACCUCGCAGCAAGCCCGCCUCUGGUUCCACCUCUUGCACUCCUGCAACAGCCGCAACUCCCACUGCCACUCCUCCUGGCAGCCGCACCCAUGCAGCGGCUUGUGCUGCUGGCACCGGGGACAGGGAAAAGCGCGAGGAAGGGGCUGGGGAGGAGUGCAUUGAAGGAGCAGAUGGUGGCGGGUGCAUGGGAUGGCGCAAGGCCCACCUGUUCGCCAUCUACCCCUUGGCCUGCGACCUCAUUCUCGCCAGGGACCCAGAGCUGGCAGUUGCGCUGCGUGCACUGCUGCAUGCAGUGGGGUCGGAGAUGGGGCUGCACCCUGCUCAGCGAAUCUGA